This is a messenger RNA of Capsaspora owczarzaki ATCC 30864, 336 nucleotides long. RefSeq lists its product as hypothetical. Bases 1 to 336 code for a protein of 111 amino acids. The record is from RefSeq and is a predicted model, not a curated record. Lineage: Eukaryota; Filasterea; Ministeriida; Capsasporidae. The transcript is spliced from 2 exons.
AUGCUCGCUGACGGCAUCCGCGCUGCGCACGAGUGUGCACUGAGCGGCGACUAUCGCACUGCCGUGUCGACACUCACGUCGUGCAUGGAGGCCAUUCACGGCGCGCUGGUGGCUGCACCAUCCUCGCCGGCGCACGGCUCGCCUGCUGGUCUUCGCGCGCUCCUUGCCCAGCUCGUUCUGGAGCUCAAAGUGCUUCGCCGCCUCGAAGUUGCCUCCUCCAUGCCCAUCAGCACCACAGUGACUACUACUACUACUACUACUACUGAUGCUGAUUCCACUGGUGUCAAGAAGUCGGCCGGACUGCCGCCUGCUGUUGCAGUGGUUUCACGACAUUAA